Messenger RNA from Trypanosoma cruzi, 654 nucleotides. RefSeq names its product mucin TcMUCII, putative. Lineage: Eukaryota; Euglenozoa; Kinetoplastea; Trypanosomatida; Trypanosomatidae. The transcript has a single exon. The record is from RefSeq and is a predicted model, not a curated record. Bases 1 to 654 code for a protein of 217 amino acids.
AUGAUGAUGACGUGCCGUCUGCUGUGCGCCCUGUUGGUGCUUGCCCUGUGCUGCUGCUGCCCGUCCGUGUGCGUGUCAGAGACCCAGUUGAAGGAUACUGGAGCUCGUGUUCAAGAACAAGGGAGCGGUGCGCCGCCUCCUCCACCACAGCCACCAACUGCUAAGCCGGUUGAAGCUAUUGUAGGCGCCCCCAGUCAAUCGACCCCUGCAACAGGAACACCACCUGUUCCCGGUCAGUCAGAUCUUCCAACAACGGGUUCCGUUGCAAAGCUGGGAAAUGGUGGCGGAGAGGGACCAGGAUCGACCAGUAAGGAAGGUCUGGGACCAAAAGUAAGUACCGAGCCAAAUACAUCACUGACAAAGGGUACGAAAGAGCAACAAAGUCGCACUGAAACAUCCGCAGAACAAACAAAUAAGGAGUCUGAAGCCCCUGCUCAGACAACGACGACGACCACCACAACACAGCCACCAACCACGACGACCACCACUACAACAGAGGCACCAAGUACUACGAUUACGGAGGCGCCAGCUGUGUCGACCACCAGCGCACCGUCACGUCUUCGCGAAAUCGACGGCAGCCUCAGCAGCUCUGCGUGGGUGUGUGCCCCGCUGGUGCUUGCCGCAUCCGCGCUGGCGUACACCGCUCUGGGCUGA